CUCCUGAAAAAUUAACUUCGGCAUAAUUUAGUUGGUCUUUGUCUUUCGCUGUGCUCGUUACGAAUCGUCGCCACCUUCUCUCGUUUUCACAGGACUCACAGGAUUUAGGGCCGUGGCAACAAUAACAAUAACAAAAAGGCACAUCGUCGCGCAAUCAAAUACAACAGUUUUGUAGCAUACUUUUCAGCUACACUGCUGCAAUACGCAUUAAUCGAAUCAAUCAAGUUCAAUUUAGCUCAGCAGCAAGUGGUUGCUCUCCCACUUGCAAUACAAACAAAAAAAUUACAAAAAUCGAAUCCAAUUCGCGGUGCAACAAAUUGAUUUUUUGGGCUGGCGAGAGAAGCGAUAUAAACCUUCCGCGAUAUAAAAUAAAUAAAAUACACCGGCAACAAGCAGAUCGACCACCACACAUAUCCCAGCAAUCUACACUACCAGUUCUUUAGUUGUGUGAAAGAAAGCAGAUCCCACGAUGCUGAUUGGAUUAGUACGCGACUCGGUGAUGCAGUGCUUCUGCCACACGUGCCGGGCACCUGGAAUUCUGCCAGCGGUGUCUAGAAGAUCUGCGCCAAUCAAGAAAAAUAAUAAGAUUCGCUCUAAGCAGCCGCGUCUCAGCAAGAAAGUUAAAUUUAUUACCACAGAGAUUCGCUGCCAGGAAAAGUCCCGCGGUGGACUGAGCUAUGAGGUCAUCCUGGCCGAGCCGGCACCCAAUGUGGCCGUUCCAAAACGACCGGUCACCCCCGGCAAGAACGUUAGCGUCGAGGAGAUUGAGCAGAAACUUAAGGCGGCCGAAGAACGUCGCAUUUCUCUAGAAGCCAAGAAGAUGGCUGACAUCUCCACCAAGCUGGCUAAAGUCGAGGAGGCGACUCGCAAAAAGGAUGAAAUCACCAAUGAGUUCAUUACUCAGACCAAGGAGCAGCUUGAGUCGAAAAUGGAGCUGCAUGUGGAGAAGCGAGAGGCCAUCAUCAGUGACAUGAAGGAGAAGCUAAAGAUCCAUGCCCAGGAUAUCGAAAAGACGCGUGAGACUCUUGAGCAGCAGAAGGCCAACGAGCAGAAGGCAAUCGAGGAAAAGUUGAAGAUUGCUCAGUCUCUUCGCGAUGAGAAUAUCAAGAAAAUGUUGGAUCGCCUAAAGGAGCAUAACACAAUCAAAAUUGCCGAAAUCAAAUCGCAGAACGAUCAAUUGGAAUGUCAAAAGCUCGAGGAGAAAGCGCGCAUUUAUGAGAACAAAUUGUUCGCCGCCGAGCAGAAACGCGAAAAGGAAUUGCAAAAAAAAAUUGAAAAAGUUCAAAAACUCGAACGUCGCGCCGAGCUAGUGCGCCAGAACAAGGCCCAGGCCCAGGAUUUGGAUGGUCAGCAGAGCGCCAUUGCCUCCUCGGGCUAAGUGGAGCGAUCCUGCAUCGAGAGCUGUGCUCACCCACUGCAAACAAGGUUACAAGGCGACUACAAAAAGAACAGCAACACUGCAUAAUACACGAACACAUAUUUAAGCAAGAAAACCCUUAAAACUGAAACCAAUUUCUCAAAAUUUCCAAGUAUUAUGAAAGCAAACGAAGCGAAGGGCAAGGGCAAAGUCUCAAGAUACCGCUGAGCGAGUUUUCUCACGAGCUCUAUAAUGAAACACUAACACGAAUAAGCUACGAUAAAGCAAAAAAAAAAAAAGAAUUGCUUACGGCAAAAAACAAUUAGUAAAGGAAAUCUACAUUUAAACUUAAAAGCCCAGGCAGAAAAGCCUAUGCAAGUUGAAUGCAUGCCUGUCAUUUAAAAUUUAAAAUUCUUUUAAAAGUUCACGUUGAUUUCAGUUGAAAGUUUAACAAUUUUUACCUUGAGUUCCACGAAUGUUAUAUUAGUUUUGGAUUCAUUAUUUUCAAAGUCUUAGUCUUAAAUGUUCAAGUUUUUUUUUUUAAUUGCUGUGGCAUCGACUGAGGUAUUCUCAAAAUAAUAAGCACGCUGUAUUUGCAUCUAUGAAUGGCUUUCGCGAGUAAAAAUUUGAAAAUGUUUUUAAUUAAGUUAAUGUAUACUUUAGUCGUAAUUUUAAUUUACUAACUUGUAACAACAUGAUACAUAUACAUGCUGAAUAUAGUUUUACACUAACAAAUAAUUUGUUCUUAUAAGUUUCGCAUUUUCUAUCUAUAAAAUAAAUGUCUAACAGAAAAAAUACAUAAGAAAUGCUUAUACAAUUCAAUAAAAUCAAAUACCAUGUAAAACACACGAAACGCAUUUUUCUUUUAUUUACAUACAACACGAACACUAAAAACGCUGAUAUAGACAUUAAUAUACAUGGAAGGAAACUACGUAUAAGCAUACAUUAAUGUGUGUACUAUUAUAUGAAAAUGCAUAUUUUGUCUAACGUCGGGUUAUUUUUAGAAAUGGGUUUAAGGAGAGUGAAUGUGGGGGUUAAAAUAAAACAAAAAAGUAUUUAGGGCAAACCAAAUGGAAUAUGAAUAUUUAGGAAAAUUUUUUCCAAAAACCUGCGAGUUAUUUUUAAUUUUGCAC
Drosophila sechellia is the source of this 2490-nucleotide messenger RNA. RefSeq names its product stathmin (gene stai). Gene Ontology annotation, molecular function: tubulin binding. Gene Ontology annotation, cellular component: neuron projection; cytoplasm. NCBI's taxonomy places the organism in Eukaryota, Metazoa, Arthropoda, Insecta, Diptera, Drosophilidae. The transcript is spliced from 7 exons. Bases 470 to 1378 code for a protein of 302 amino acids. The record is from RefSeq and is a predicted model, not a curated record. Gene Ontology annotation, biological process: microtubule depolymerization; regulation of microtubule polymerization or depolymerization; neuron projection development.